Messenger RNA from Phytophthora infestans T30-4, 1103 nucleotides. RefSeq lists its product as uncharacterized. Gene Ontology annotation, cellular component: ESCRT-0 complex. The transcript has a single exon. Gene Ontology annotation, biological process: protein transport to vacuole involved in ubiquitin-dependent protein catabolic process via the multivesicular body sorting pathway; protein targeting to vacuole. Gene Ontology annotation, molecular function: ubiquitin binding; phosphatidylinositol-3-phosphate binding; metal ion binding. Lineage: Eukaryota; Oomycota; Peronosporomycetes; Peronosporales; Peronosporaceae. Bases 68 to 952 code for a protein of 294 amino acids. The record is from RefSeq and is a predicted model, not a curated record.
CUUGGCAAUUUGCCAACUCGAGCCACCGCCGUCUGUUGCCACUUCAUCAACCUCGACCAUCACUCUAAUGGCUUUCUUCAAGCUUAAAAAGACCGAGGCCGAGAAGGCCCAGCAGCGCAAUCUAAAGGAGCUCGAUCGCUUGGCCAAGGCUCAGCGCAAGAACGCGGCAAAGGAGCAUAAGGCGGCCAAGCGCCAAGAGCAGAAGGCCCAGAAAGAGGCCAAGCAGGCGCACCAAGCGGUCCAGAAGAGUCACCGCCAGGCUGUCAAGCAGGCCAAGAAGGCAACCAAGUCGCGCAUCCGCAUGGCCCGCAAGGCCGAAAAGGACCGUAUGCGCCUUCGCCGCCGUCAAGUUCAACGCGCGCGGCAAGAAGUUGUUGCAAUUGCCGCGGGUGGCGUGCUGGCCCCGCCGUUUUCCAAAAGUGCAGGAUGCUACGUGUGCGGCAAGAAAUUCGGCCAGGCGUUGCAUAGACGUCGCCAUCACUGCCGCCAAUGCCGAGAGAGUUGUUGUCUGCAGUGCACGAGCAACACGCGCCGGCCAGUGCCGCUCUACGGUCUGAAGAAGCCGCAGAAGGUCUGCGUCGUCUGUAAUGCGCUGGUGCUCAAUAACGAGAGCACCGCUACUAGUUCCCAGCCACGUGAGCCAGCCGAGGCCGUUGCCGCAUUGGCAGCUAGUGGUCGUGCCGCGCGUCGCCCGCAUUCGGCGCCACUGCCACCGACGACGGGUGUGACCGUCGCCACGCGCGGCCGACAGCGAGGCCGCACGCGCUCGACGAAGAGCAAGGGUGGAUCCAUAUGGACGCUUCCGAUCCGACCCCUCCUCAAGAAGAAGAAGAGCGCGGAACAAUUGCGAAACCGUAAGCUGGAUAUGGACUUGCAGAUGGAGAAACGGGCGUUGUUCGGCUCGCGUGGCGUUGAGCUGCAGCCUCAAGCGAUUGCUCCGCCGGCGCCGUAAGCGCGAAGAUUAAAAUCAGGGGAAAGCGGUGCGUGUGUCGUGUGUUGAUGCUGCAGCUGCAGAUGCAUGGGCCAAGUUUGCUGGACGAGCGCGAACGUUGUAUUAUCCAUAGUAAAUUUGGAAUCCAUUUCAACGUUUUUUUGCUUGUUCA